Molecule: messenger RNA, 4242 nt
Organism: Dunckerocampus dactyliophorus (ringed pipefish)
Lineage: Eukaryota; Metazoa; Chordata; Actinopteri; Syngnathiformes; Syngnathidae
Gene: rarga
Product: retinoic acid receptor gamma a
Exons: 8
Coding region: 593-2104 (503 amino acids)
Biological process (GO): retinoic acid receptor signaling pathway; regulation of transcription by RNA polymerase II; cellular response to corticotropin-releasing hormone stimulus
Cellular component (GO): nucleus; transcription regulator complex
Molecular function (GO): nuclear glucocorticoid receptor binding; nuclear receptor activity; RNA polymerase II cis-regulatory region sequence-specific DNA binding
Source: RefSeq, a predicted model, not a curated record
GCGGCUUGCAAUAUGAAAGACAAAAGAGGCUGGCACAAAAUGACAGGAGUAGAAUGGGAAUAAAGUUUUGUCCUCUAACCAGAUCAGCGCUUCUCCUGUGCAAGCUCUGCUGGCCCGGCCCCCAAUCCUCCUCCCCUCCCAUCUCCUCUCAUCCCCUCCCUCUCUGGCAUUCUAGCGCUCUCUCCUCCCCCCUCUGUGAGCGUCAUGCCGAAGCAGUUGGUUCACUCCACCGUGUCUGGGUCUCAGGGAGAGCUGUGAGAGGUUGUUAUUUAGGUCUGUUACAGCAGACAGGGAGCAGCACACCCAAAGGCAGGGGGAGACGACAGAGUCACGGUCAGCACAGCUUAGCUCAGCCCAGCUCCACUCAGGCAGGCAGGGACCAGAUCUGCAUUCCUGCUGAGAGGGAAAGAGUAAAACUCGGGCAAUAGAGUGACAGCCCGAGAUAAGCUUGGAGAAGGAAGGCGGCAUUUACAGGCGGCGAGGUGUUGCUGCAGUUUGUUGCAGCCUCUGACGUGAGCAGCAGGGGAGAGCAGGGCAGCCAAGACUGAGGGCUUGUACAAAGAUUUUUCCAGAGGGGUGGGGGGGGGGUACCAUGUUCGACUGCAUGGAGGCGUUGGGAAUGGGCCCCCGUCAGCUCUAUGAUGUCACCAGCCGUGGUGCAUGCAUGCUGCGGAAGGCAAGCCCCUUCUUCGCAGGGCUGGACCCCUUCGCUUGGACGGGCACUGCCAGCAUUCAGUCGGUGGAGACCCAGAGCACCAGCUCGGAAGAGAUGGUGCCCAGUUCUCCAUCUCCACCUCCCCCACCUCGGGUCUACAAGCCCUGCUUUGUGUGCCAGGACAAGUCCUCAGGGUAUCACUAUGGGGUCAGUUCCUGCGAGGGCUGCAAGGGUUUCUUCCGUCGCAGUAUCCAGAAGAACAUGGUGUACACCUGCCACCGAGACAAGAACUGUCAGAUUAACAAGGUCACGCGCAACCGCUGCCAGUACUGCAGGCUGCAGAAGUGCUUUGAGGUUGGCAUGUCCAAGGAAGCGGUACGCAACGACAGAAACAAAAAGAAGAAGGAUGUGAAAGAGGAGGUGGUGCUUCCAGAGAGCUAUGAGCUAAGUGGAGAACUGGAGGAGCUGGUCAAUAAAGUCAGCAAAGCUCACCAGGAGACCUUCCCUUCACUUUGCCAGCUGGGCAAAUACACCACAAACUCCAGCUCCGACCACCGUGUCCAGCUUGAUCUGGGCCUAUGGGACAAAUUCAGUGAGCUCUCUACCAAAUGCAUCAUCAAGAUAGUGGAAUUUGCCAAGCGGCUGCCGGGUUUCACCACCCUCACCAUUGCUGACCAGAUCACACUUCUUAAGUCUGCCUGCCUGGACAUUCUGAUGCUUAGGAUCUGCACGCGAUACACUCCAGAACAGGACACAAUGACCUUCUCAGAUGGCUUAACUCUGAACCGGACACAGAUGCACAACGCUGGUUUUGGACCCCUAACAGACUUGGUGUUUGCCUUUGCCGGCCAGCUUUUACCCCUGGAGAUGGAUGACACCGAAACUGGUCUCCUCAGCGCCAUCUGCCUCAUCUGUGGAGAUCGUAUGGAUCUAGAGGAGCCCCAGAAAGUGGAUAAGCUGCAAGAGCCUCUGCUGGAGGCUUUAAAGAUUUAUGCCCGUCGUCGCCGCCCCAACAAGCCCCACAUGUUCCCCCGCAUGCUCAUGAAGAUCACGGACCUCAGAGGCAUCAGCACCAAAGGUGCGGAGAGAGCCAUCACUCUGAAGAUGGAAAUCCCAGGCCCGAUGCCUCCCCUGAUCAGGGAGAUGCUUGAGAACCCGGAAGCCUUCGAAGACCAAACGGAGCGCAACGACAGCCCGCCACCCCUUCCGCCCCUGCAGCCACCUCCCGCCCCCGCCCUCGUGCUGAAGCAAGAGGCGGAAGACGAGGACGACAGCUGGGUCACAGAGAACGGCAGCGAGCCGUCGCCCGAGGAGGAGGAAGAGGACGAUGACGACGAUGAUGCGGGCGAUGAAGAGCGAGACAGGGGCUCGGACAGUGACGGGGAGCCGUGGGGGGUUCUGGAUGCCAUUGACAGUGCCAGGAAAGGCCUUGUUGGGAGGGCUCAGUGAGCAGCCCAUUUCAUACACAUGCACUGAUUGAUGACACACACGUGUAGAUAACCUCACUCCAUCUCCCACCUCAAUAAAAAGCUGGCCUUCUCACCCACCUGCGCUCCCCUCCCACCUUUAUCUCAGUAGUGGAGCCUUAUGAGUUCACAACCAUUAAACUGUGGCCCACAUGCUCUAUGACAAGUGAACUCCAGAUAGAUAAAGCUAAGGAGAGACGACAGUAAAAAAACACACAAACUCCUGGCAAGGCCGAGGGGGAUGUUAACGUGACAAAAAAAGUGACCCCCCUCAUGUCUCUUUGUCUUCACUCUUGUUUUUCUUAACUGGACAGGACAAAGCAGAACCAUCACAACUUAGUAGUCGGGUUCUGAUUAAUCACAAAAAGCACAUUUCUUAAAAGCAAAACAUGAGUACAAGGCAAAACCAAAUCACAUUAUGUUAAUCUUUGUUUUUGUGGUUAUUGCUGUUGACUUGUUUUCCUUCCUUUCUCAAUGUAUAUAUAUGUAUGUAUAUAUACAUGUAUACAUAUAUAUAUGUAUCAUUAUAGUUAUGUCUCUAUUUGUUAUAUAUGACUCCUUGUUUAUUUUGAAGAGCUUUCCUGAGAGGAUAUUCAGAGGGAAAGCAGAAUGCAAGCUGGGUCUUCCGUAACAGUUGAAAGUGCUUUGCCUGGGCUUUUUAAAAAUUUUUUUUUUGGAAGAGCGGCACUCACUGUGGACGUCAGUUAUAAUCAAACCUUGAGGACUGUUGCAGUGAAUAAUCAUGUCUCUCUUAUCAGGGAAUUGGCUUCGUUCUCUUUGAAUUCAACCUUGUGCCAAAGUUAGGAAAAGUUUGACUACUGGCAGGUACUCCAGCCAUCAUCCAUAAACAUACAUGCACACACACACACACACACACACACACAAACACACACACACACACACACACACACUCCUCCUUCAGCUGUAGCAGAUUUACACUUGAUCGUACAUGUAGCACUUUUGUACAAGGAAAACACAUUGGCAUGUUCAACCGGCAAUACAAUCAAGCUUGUAGCGUUUUCAGAUGAUGUCAAAACACAUCACACACACAAAAUCUGCAGCAAUCAAGUAUGCAAGUGGAAAGCAGGAAAUUCUUACGGAAGAUAUUUUGGACUAAGACUCAGGGCUUUUUCGGUGAGGACCAAACACUAGCUGCUUGCAGGCAUGCUAGAAAACAGGCAAUAUUUAUGUGUGUAUUCUUCUUGACCCCUGUUUUAAUUAGCUCAACCCCUCUGCGUGUACAUAGAAGGUGACAUAGAAAUGGGAGCGAGUGGCAUGGAUGCCAGCGUGACUUUAUCCCAGAUUGGGGUGCAUGGCGGUGUCAUCCUAUCAGGCUGGCAUUCGUGCUGCAUUCUCAGCCUCAGAAGCCAUCAUUAUAGCCUCAUUUCCUCUUGUGUAUAUCCUCACCUCUCUUAAAUGUGUAGGAAUAUGUGUUCUUAUGUAUCAUUUCUAUAUUUCUAUGUUGCCAAAAUGUCUCAUUUGGCAACCAGCGGUGGGGGGAAAAGCAGCUGAUAUAGAGAAUUUUUCAUUUUCCUCUUCUCUUUCAAGCAAUAUGAACAUUCUGUAGCGACGAGAGGGCCCAUAACGUUAAUGUGGGCAGGUCUCCUCAUUUUCAUUUGGGUGAAUGUGCGCGUGUGCAUGCACAGUUUGCUGUUAUUCAUAUCUUGGCCACAUUUUAGGUGCAUUUUUAUUUGGUGAAUGUGUAUCUUUUAGCUGGAAAAAAACACAAAGUGCCAAAUUAUUGCAGUGUUCAAAGAUAUUCUAGCUAAAUAACAAAUAAAUUUCACUUUCACUUUUCACAUAGAAUGUGGCCCCGGUGUAUGAAUAAUUUUGGACUCAACUUGUGUGUGAGUGUGAGUUUUUCAGCCAUAGGAUGAAUGUCCGCUGUUACGGUGCUGUCACACACUAAAGUGUCAUUGUGUGAUGACUCUCUCUGCUGGGCUGUUACCAUGUUAAUGUAAUGUAUCUGAUGCAGGCAGAACAUGAUGAGAUGAUCAUUCUAGUUUUUCAACAUGGCCAAUGUGUUGUGUACCCAUUGUUUAUGUCAACUCUUGUUAUACAAAGAAAAGCCAUAUAAACAGUAAGAGGCACAAUAAACUACUUUUGUGAGAUUCAUGGACA